ACAAGGCAUUGUGUUUGUAUGAUAUUUCUUAUAUCGCAGGUAAAGCCAUAGCAUAAAAAUAUAGGCAUAUAAAACUAAUAAAAGAAUUUUAGUAAUUUGUCAAGUUUAUACAUACAAAAUAUAUAAAAACACGUCUUGUUCUAGAACUUUUAAAGAUUAGGUAUUUACAAUAAAUUGAUAUAAAUAAAUUUAACAACGUAAACGGGCAUUAAUAUGCAACGUGUAUAUAAAAAGUGUUUUAUAACUGUAGGAACAACCCAAUUUAAUCUCCUUUGUGAAUAUAUUCAGACAUCGCAAAUAUUAAAAGCUUUAAAAAAACUUGGAUGCACUGAAAUAAUAUUUCAAAUAGGAAACAGCAACUGUGAACCCAGAGUUUAUGAGAAAGAAGGUAUCAAAAUCGAUCUCUAUAGAUUCAAAGAUUCUUUAGACGAGGAUAUUAAAAACGCAGAUUUAAUUAUCAGUCAUGCUGGUGCAGGGAGCUGUUUAGAAGCUUUAAACGCAAAUAAACCACUUCUGGUGGUUGUAAAUGAGGAUCUAAUGGAUAAUCAUCAAAUGGAGCUAGCAGAACAGUUACAGAUUGAUGGACAUCUUUAUUACUGCACAUGCGACACUCUUGAGAGUACUUUAGAGACGGUAGACUUCAACUGGCUCUCACCAUUCACUAAGCCUAAUCCUUCAGCCUUUAUCAGUUAUCUGGAUGAUAUAUUCAAGGUUGCAGUGAAUACAUGAUUUAUAAUUAUACAA
Danaus plexippus (monarch butterfly) is the source of this 744-nucleotide messenger RNA. It is a transcript of the gene Alg13, whose product is annotated as UDP-N-acetylglucosamine transferase subunit ALG13 homolog. Lineage: Eukaryota; Metazoa; Arthropoda; Insecta; Lepidoptera; Nymphalidae. Gene Ontology annotation, molecular function: hexosyltransferase activity. The record is from RefSeq and is a predicted model, not a curated record. The coding region runs from base 214 to 729 and encodes 171 amino acids. The transcript has a single exon. Gene Ontology annotation, biological process: dolichol-linked oligosaccharide biosynthetic process.